Messenger RNA from Neurospora tetraspora, 963 nucleotides. RefSeq lists its product as uncharacterized. The transcript is spliced from 2 exons. Lineage: Eukaryota; Fungi; Ascomycota; Sordariomycetes; Sordariales; Sordariaceae. The record is from RefSeq and is a predicted model, not a curated record. The coding region runs from base 1 to 594 and encodes 197 amino acids.
AUGGCCAAGAUCCAGCCGGCCCAAGACGAGUCCCUUCUGGGCACCGUCUUCUCUAACUUGAUCCGCGCUCGCAACUUUGUGACCCGUCAAACUGCCGCUGUCGUCAACACCACCUGCCAAUAUGUCACCUCGCCCGAAUACCGCAAGAGAAGCCACGACAACGUCAGACGCUUCCACAACGAACGUCCCCUUUUGACUGUGUUCCUUGCGAUCCAAUUUGCUCUCGCUUCCAUCCCCCUUCUGCUGUUCCUCGGAUAUGUCGCCUCCACCGUCCUCGUUGGCCUCGGCGGCGCCCUAGUCUUUUCACUCUUCUGGACGGGCAUUGGCCUCUUCUUCUUCGGCUGCGCCCUCCUAGUUUCAGGCUCUAUCGGCGUCUUCUUGUUCAUCAGCUUCAUUUUGUUCCAGCGCGCCGUCCAGCUGCUCAACGCAUUGACCUCGACCCUUUCACAAGGCGCCCGACCUUCCCAGGAGCAAGAGGAGCGUGAACAGCCUCUUCCUAAGGCUGAAAAGAUUCUCCGCAUCGUGGAUGUCAAGCAGGAGGACGGGCAGAAUGGCACACAGGGGGAGAAGGUCAACAGCGACAAGGAGUUGUAGGAGCCUCUCCUUGGGCUCCGUGGAGGUGGCACGCUGCCUCCCGUGGUGCAUGAAGAUGCGGCCGCUGGUGAAAAAGAAGUCAAGGAUAUAAAAGAGUCCGAAAUAGAAAUAAUACAAAAAGAGGUUGACGGUAUUGAAGAUUUGCACCAACCAUCCCUUAACAACGAAAGCGACAUUUCAGAGACUGCGCCCAUCUCUCUGCCGAUCUCGGCCCCAGAUGUUUCUGAGGAAACGGAGGAGACCACUCAUCUGCCACCUCCCAAGGAUUCCAUGGAGUCUCUUCCUUCGACAACCCUCGUGGACUCUCCUCCCCCGCCACCACCACUCCAACGGUCGUCGAGACCUGAAACUACCGGGGAAAUGUACAGG